Ophidiomyces ophidiicola is the source of this 915-nucleotide messenger RNA. RefSeq lists its product as uncharacterized. The transcript has 4 exons. NCBI's taxonomy places the organism in Eukaryota, Fungi, Ascomycota, Eurotiomycetes, Onygenales, Onygenaceae. The coding region runs from base 1 to 915 and encodes 304 amino acids. Gene Ontology annotation, molecular function: superoxide dismutase activity; metal ion binding. Gene Ontology annotation, biological process: superoxide metabolic process. The record is from RefSeq and is a predicted model, not a curated record.
AUGAUAUCCCAACGGUUAUUACGGCCGCAGCUCGGUCUGCGUGCUGGGGCUUCAACGAGAACACUUUUAUCGCAGACCCAUGGCCGAGAAUUGCAUUCUGUUCCGAAAUUGACAUACUACAACAUUUUCAAAGAGAAUGGCGUUCCGGGUAUGUUAUCUCCCAGUGGUUUUCAUAUGGCCUGGGACCAAUAUCAGGGCUAUCUCGUGGAUAAAUUGAAUGAGAUGACAGCAGGGAAACCCGAUGCGGAUGUUGCCACCGGAUCACUCUUAACCAAGUACGCGCGUGAUGCUAGUAACGCCUCACUUUUUAACUAUGCUUCGAUGGCGCAUAAUAACCAUUUGUUCUUUAAUUACCUUUCACCCGAACCUGUCGAAAUCCCCACCAAGCUAUUAGAAGCGAUUGAUGAAUCGUGUUCGUCUUUAGAGUCACUUAAGGCAGAAUUCCUUGCGACUGCCAACGCCAUGUUUGGGCCAGGAUUCGUGUGGCUAGUAAAGAGAAAGGAUACUGCUGAACUAAGAAUUUUGUGCACUUAUAUCGCUGGCUCGCCCUAUCCUGCCGCGCAUUGCCGUCUUCAACCCAUUGAUAUGGCUACUGAGACAACUGGAAUUGUUAGCGGUGAACCUUAUCAAGCGGUUAGCAAAAUCGCAAACAGAACCUAUGGUUCGAUGGGACGAUAUUCCAAAGCCAAACCUCUUGCUCCCGGUGGCGCCGAUGUUCACCCAAUUCUUUGUGUAAAUACAUGGGAGCACGUAUGGCUCCAGGAUUGGGGCGUUGGUAGAAAAGCGCAGUAUCUCGAAGCCUGGUGGAACAGUAUCAACUGGGAGGCUGUGGCUCAGACCUACCAAUCUAUUGGGCCGGACAACGUCAUGACUCGGAGAAAGUUGCCUGGUGCUUAUGCGCGGGCCUAUGCGUAG